UUACCUCGAAGCUAAAGUACCUCUUGGAGCCUCCGGUUUACGCUGAGGUCGUCGCUCGAAGAGGACAAAACGCCACCCUGCCGUGUAUCCUCAGAACCAAACCCAGACAUUACAAAGUGAAAUGGACCAAGCUGGAGCCGGAGAACGUGGGGCGGGAAAACAUCAUCAUGAUCUCUAACGCACAAGCCUUCAAACCGUACGGCCAUCUUGGAGUGCGAGCAUCUCUCCGGAGAUCUCACAGCAUGGACGCCUCGCUGCAGAUCAGACGCCUCCUGCUGGACGACGGGGGGAAGUACCGCUGCGAGCUGGUGAACGGCAUCGAGGACGAGAGCGUGGUCAUUACUCUGAGGAUAGAAGGAGUUGUGUUCCCGUACCAGAGUGAAGACGGCCGCUACAGAUUUACUUUCCACGAGGCGAAGGAGGUUUGUGCCGAGCAAGACGGCAUCUUAGCUUCAUACGACCAGCUGUACAGAGCGUGGACGGAGGGUCUGGACUGGUGUAACGCCGGCUGGCUGCAGGACGGCACGGUUCAUUACCCCAUUAUCCAGCCCCGACCCGCCUGCGGAGGAGAGCUGCUCCCCGGCAUCCGCAGUUAUGGAGCGAAAGAUAAGAAUCAGGAUCGGUUCGACGCUUUCUGCUUCACCUCGCAGACGUCUGGCUCCGUCUCCUUCGUCUCGGGGUCUUUCUCCUUUGAACAGGCCGGGCACGCAUGUCAGCGUCAGGGAGCGGAGUUGGCGCUGGUCGGCCAUCUUUACUCCGCCUGGCGUUUCCAAAACUACGACCAGUGUGACGGCGGAUGGCUGAGAGACGGCAGCGUACGGUUUCCCAUCAGCAACCCCCGGGAACUCUGCGGAGGAAUCCCUGAAGCCGGGGUGCGCUCGUUUGGAUUCCCCAACAAGAUGAAGCCUCUGUUUGGCGCCUAUUGCUACAUGUAGCCCGAAAAUAAGAAGAAAUUCGACAGCAGGGCAACUUAGAGAUCCAGUUUAAGCAGGAAAACAUAUCCCAGAAUUCACUGCUAAGCAUAAACAAGUUGAUCUGCCAACGAAAAGUCCUGAGAAAGAUCUCAGCUACGAUGAUACGGACAGUAAUGGAGAAAUAUGAGGUUGAAUUCAAAUGUUAAUGUCUUUAAAAAUGAAAAAGUCAUUAUUUAAUCUAGUUGAAUUUUCUUUUUAAGUAUGUUGGCCGGUGCUACAACAAACCAAAACACUUCCACUUCCACUUAGGAGAUUAUAAAGAUGGACAACUGUCUGCAGAGUUAGUCGUCUCAUAACUGUUAUUGUUUGUCAGUAUAUCUGAAAGGACUAAGUUAGCUACGUUAGCUAUGUAGCUUACAGCAGAUCUGCAGUAACAUCAGAAGGAGUCAUGUGAUCACAUUGUUAAAAUAGGUCCAUAAAACAUUUGUUUAGGUAUGUUUCCAACAACAGAGACAGUUGUCCAGCUUUAUAAUCCUGAACGUCACCAAGCGCUGUGUGCGUCGCUUUUUAGUGUCCCCUGGUUUCCGUUGUGUUUUGAGAUUCUUGCAGCGUUUAAGCUUUUAAUGUUAAAUUAAAAGCUGCACAUGUUUCCUCAAGUUUGUAAAACCUAAUGGAAAUGUUUUGGGCUGUGUUUGCACCUGUCGGCCACCGUACAGAAAGCCCCACUUACAUGAAAGUUGGUUUGGUUCAUAUCCAUCUCCAAAGGUACAUUGAAGUAUUUAUAAAAAACACUUCUUUUUUUCAGGAUGUUUCAGAUGUGCCCUCCUGACCUUAACAUCUCUUAAAGUGAACAACAAAAAGGGCAUAAAGAUCUUAUUUUUCAAUCAAAUGAAAACCAAACGGUUUGGUUGAACAACCGUUGAUGGAGCUUUUGAGGUCAAUUUGAUUAAAACACAACUCAUGUCAAACUGAGUUAUGCAGACACAUUGUGUUUUCCUGGAUGCUAUUACUUUUGCUGCGAGGGAAAUGUUGUUGUCAAAAUCAAUUAUCAUAAAAUAAAUAAUUGGUAAGUAAAACAAUCGUAUAUUUAUGGAACCACAAACCACUCUGGCUUCCCAACGCACUUGCAGAAUAUGGUAAAUGGAAUACAAAUAUAGCUAUGCACAAUAAUGUUUCAGAGCGUCAAGGAAAGUCAAGUUAAGCGAGGUGAACAUUUGCAUUUACUUAAAAUGUUUGUCCAUGUAACAUGACACCAAACUGCUUCCUGCAAGCUCCAGCAAAGAAGCUAAAACUGAACUGUAAAUAACAGGAUGUAACGCGGUUUAUCUGUAAAUUAAUUACAUGUUAUUUAAUGUAUUCAAUAAAGAUAUGUCCAA
Gymnodraco acuticeps is the source of this 2290-nucleotide messenger RNA. RefSeq names its product hyaluronan and proteoglycan link protein 2 (gene hapln2). Gene Ontology annotation, biological process: cell adhesion. The record is from RefSeq and is a predicted model, not a curated record. Gene Ontology annotation, molecular function: hyaluronic acid binding. Lineage: Eukaryota; Metazoa; Chordata; Actinopteri; Perciformes; Bathydraconidae.